GUCUGUCCAUAAAGGACGAAGUUUACUACUACUCUAAUCAUGUUCAAAUCAAAAAGUAUUUGUAAAGAUUUAUGAAAAAUAAAUUUUAAUUACAUAUGUUAAAGUAAAUAAUUGUUUAUUAUUUAGCUUGUAUAAUAAAAUUACUCAAAAAUAAUUUCAUUCUUACUUUUUAUCAGAAAUCGCUAUGUUUUGGCAUUUUUUCACUUUACUUAUAGUUAUACCAAUUAUAUUUCUUGGAGUUCUUCUUUUUGGAGCUUUUGUAAUAGUGCCAUGUGCUUUCAUAUUUGCAUCAUGGUACAUGCGUAUAAAGGAGCGUAAACUACAACGAAGAAAAAGAGAUGGAGCCAAUGUAGCAUUCUUCCAUCCAUACUGUAAGGCUGGCGGUGGAGGAGAGAGAGUUCUAUGGGUGGCCAUUAAAGCUUUUUUAACAAGAUAUCCAGAUACUAACAUCUAUAUUUAUACUGUGGAUACAUCUGAUGCGCAGACUAUAUUAGACAAAGCACACAACCUGUUUAAUGUGAAGCUUGAUCCGGCUAAAAUCAACUUCGUCAGACUGUCCUUGGGUAGACUUAUAGAGGCCAGGACGUAUCCAUAUUUCACACUGCUUUUGCAAAGUUUGGGAUCAAUGGUUGUGGGCAUGGAAGCGUUCAUGAAACUAAACCCAGAUGUUUACAUAGACACCACAGGGUUUGCCUUCACUUAUCCUAUAUUCCGGUACCUGGCCCAAUGUCCGGUGGGCACGUACACUCACUAUCCCACGAUCACUUCGGCGAUGAUGCGUCGCGUCAAACACCGCAUGGUCUCGUACAACAACUCCUCACUGAUCACCAGAAAUCCAGUGUUCACAUGGGUGAAACUGAUUUACUACAAGAUAUUCGGAUGGUUGUACGGCGUGGUGGGCCGCUGCGCGCACGUGGUCAUGGUCAACGGCACUUGGACGGAGGACCAUAUCAACGAGCUGUGGAACGUGCCGCUGGACACCCACCGUGUCUACCCGCCCUGCGAGGUGACAGAAUUGAAGCAGCUCAGAUCCCUGGUGAAGGAGUCGGAUCCUAUUACGAUACUGUCAGUGGCGCAGUUCCGACCGGAGAAGGAUCAUCCGUUGAUUUUGCAAGCCAUGUACGAGCUCAGGAAUCUACUGGUCAAGAACGAAAUGUUGUGGAAUAAGAUGCGACUGGUCCUGGUGGGCGGGUGCAGGGACGAGGCGGACGCGGGCAGGGUGCAGAGCCUGCGCGACCUGGCGCGCCACCUGGCGCUCGAGCGCGCCGUCCACUUCGAGGUGAACGUGCCCUACUCGCGUCUGCUGCACCUCUACCAGACCUCCACGAUCGCCAUACACGCCAUGUGGAACGAACACUUCGGCAUCAGUGUGGUGGAGUGCAUGGCGGCGGGUUUGAUAACGAUAGCCCACCGGUCGGGCGGGCCCCUCGCUGACAUCAUAGAGACCUCCCCCGGCAGCAGGACCGGCUACCUGGCGGCGGAGCCCGACGAGUACGCGCGCGCCAUACUGGAGGCCGUCGCGCUGACGCCGCCACAGCGACGGACCAUCGUCGAAGCGGCCAGAGCUUCAGUCGAUCGGUUUUCUAGCAUGGAGUUCGAGAAGUCAUUCCUGAGGGCGACGGAGCCUCUGAUGAGCGUCGACCAGUGAUGCUGAUGCGUGAACCGUCGAGCGGUACACUGCACACUCUGUUCCAUUAUUUCUAAGCUUACUGUUGUUUUACAAGCAAUAAUAAUAUUAAAUUUUACCAAAGUUU
Messenger RNA from Diatraea saccharalis (sugarcane borer), 1754 nucleotides. Lineage: Eukaryota; Metazoa; Arthropoda; Insecta; Lepidoptera; Crambidae. The record is from the annotation of a GenBank genome assembly.